Messenger RNA from Asparagus officinalis (garden asparagus), 727 nucleotides. RefSeq names its product GATA transcription factor 9-like. NCBI's taxonomy places the organism in Eukaryota, Viridiplantae, Streptophyta, Magnoliopsida, Asparagales, Asparagaceae. Gene Ontology annotation, molecular function: sequence-specific DNA binding; zinc ion binding. The record is from RefSeq and is a predicted model, not a curated record. Gene Ontology annotation, biological process: positive regulation of DNA-templated transcription. The annotation marks the transcript as partial. The transcript has 3 exons. Gene Ontology annotation, cellular component: nucleus.
CAUGUCUCAACUGACUUCAGCCAGCCGUGUGAAGAAGUAGCUGAACUUGAAUGGCUGUCAAAUUUCGUUGAGGACUGCUACUCUCACAAAUUUUCAAACACCAUCAACCUCUCCUCAUCCUCUGACCAAACCAAUCAAUCAUCAACAACAUCAAACCAAGUCCCAGCAAAAACAAGAAGCAAGCGCUCCAGAGCCAAUCCAAGCAACUGGGCAUCUCAGAUCCCAAUCCUAAACCCGACCCAACUAUCCCCAUCCUCCUCAUCAUCAUCGGAUUUGGGUACAAAUACCCGACACCCGAUAAUUCCAGACGUGAGCGAUGGUGUGCGCAGAUGCCUGCAUUGUGGGAGUGAUAAGACUCCGCAGUGGAGAAUGGGCCCAAUGGGCCCCAAAACACUGUGCAAUGCUUGUGGGGUCCGGUACAAGUCCGGCCGGCUCGUGCCUGAGUAUAGGCCCGCGGCGAGCCCAACGUUCGUGGUGUCUGAGCAUUCGAAUUCUCAUCGGAAGGUUGUAGAGUUGAGGAGGCAGAAGGAGAUGCAGAAACAGCAGCAGAUGCUGUUUUGGUCUUAGAAAUAGAGAAAGGAGGGAAUUUUUUUGUGUAAUUUUUUUUAUUGUUCAUUUGGAGAUUUAGAGUGUACCUGUUCUUUCUGUGUUUGUGCUGGUGAAGUUUAGUGGCUUAUGAUAAUUUAGGAUUUGUAGCAAGUUUUCAAGGAGCUUGUGUUUUUAUCCA